ACCAAAUCAAUGAUAACGUGGCGCGACGUUCCUUUUUUUUAAACUUCUUACAUUUGACUCGGAAUAGUGAUGCCAGCCCCCGUCUUGUUAUGACUGUGGCGUCGGGUAUGGCCUGGGGGGCGCCAACGACACGGAAUAGGACUGGGGUGCGGAAAACCGAGUUGGUCGACGGGGUUUGUUGCUCUUAAUUAUCGUAAGGCUGGCUCUGACCUUAGGUAGUUAGUAUCGUGGGAGUUCCCGCCUCCUCAAGUUGUUGCCUUAAGUUUUAUUCACGCGAUGUCCUGUGAUGAUAUUGAACCUUUCCAACUACCAAUCAAAGAUGUCCAGGUGUUACCGGAAAUACCAAACUCUCUUAUGAGAGGAAUUGCAGCAACGGUUGGAACACCACCUCAGAAUAUAGUGUUGUUGCCCUGGCCAGACCUCAAUAACACCUGGAUCUAUGAUGAACAGGCAUAUUGUGAUUCUACGAUUAUCUGGAACGGUACCAUCUGCCAGGUACGCCGCGGCAACUAUUAUCUGGAAGUAGACUCGUCUACUUGGGUGAAAGCAGACGAUAUAGUUGCUGCUGGUGGUGCUCCUACUGAAACCCAAGCUCGCGGGUCAGAACAAGGCGUCGGAAACCUUAUCUAUUCAAGCCUCGGGGGAACAGAUGACUUCGGUUUCGAUUCAAGCAACAGGAUCAAUGGUAUGCCCAUAGGCAUACCUAGGUCAGGUUGGGACCACGGCUACACAAUACUCCAUGCGAUGGGUAUGGGGACGAACUCGACAAUUCUCAACGCUUUGUUCCAAACAGGCCAAAUAGGUUCUCGAGUGUGGUCAAUCUUCUGGGGCCACAUGUGGGUGGAUGAUGGCGCCGUCGACGGUUCAAUUGUGUUUGGUGGUUACGACCAACAAAAAGUCAUUGGAAAAAACUAUACCCAACCGCUGGAUUUCAGUGACAAUACUGGAUGCUGGACGGGCAUGAUGGUACAUAUCUCCAAGGUCACUCUUAACAUACGUACCGGAGAAAAUAUCAAUAUCCUACCAGCAAAUACUGAGAUUCAUGCCUGCAUCGUGCCACAACGCCAACUACUCCUCGAAGCCCCAGAGUCGAUGAUCGCUACAUUCGAGAACGCAACGAAUACGAGGAAUAUUGGGCUGUCGUAUGGAUUACAUUGGUCCGCGUAUUUAUACGAUGCAUCAGACUACUUCGAUGGCGACUUGACUAUAUCCCUCUCCACGGGGUUAGACGUUCGAAUACCGAAUAGCCAAUACAUGGUACCGUUUGUCGACAUUGAUCGUAACGGUUCUCGUUUUUUUAACACGUCUGAGCGGGAGCUCUUGAUCGGUGGGUUGGCAGACCAGCCCGCCACGCUUGGCCGUUAUUUCCUGACCUCCGCCUACUUGAUGAUUGACCAGGACUCUGAUACAUUUACGUUGUGGCAAGCCAACCCUACGUCGGAUAGCAAGCUUGUGUCCGUCGUAACGAACGAAAAUGCAGAGUGUGGGAAUAGGACAUCUACUCCAGACUCGAAUGCAUCGUCCCCCGAUACCUCUCAAAAUUCUCAAGCUGCGACAGGCCUUUCUGGGGGCUCUAUUGCAGGCGUAGUCGUGGGUGUAGUUGUAGGGCUCGGCAUCUUGGGGCUAGGCAUAUUAUUUUACCUUCGACGGGCUCGCCGCCAAGCUGAAUUCACGCAGGCAGCAACGGAUUCCCCGACCCCUAUUAAUGAAAGUCGACAAGCAAACCGGAUAUCUGAGCUUCCGCCGACAGAUCCUACAAAGUCGUGGUAUAACCCAGUCCACGAACUGCAUGGAUCCAUUGGGGUUCCGUCUGAGGUGAGUGGACAAGACCACUACAUAUAUGAAAUGGACGGCGAUAUAAACACUCGCCGAGUAUAAUGGUCGUAAUCGAGAAAUAAUAUAAUACUAGUGAUGGAGUAAAAUAUCGCCCUAAUAGAAUUGUUCACGUGUUCAUCUUGUUCGUUUAUCAGGACCUACGUUUCGCUGGAGCCUCGUCAUGUUGUUUGCGGCAUUGACCGAAGGCAAAUGUUGCAGUAAUGAGCGGGUGGUGCAUUUUUAAACAUCCUACAUCAUCGGAUAUAGCAAUGAAUGCUAUCGUGACCGUGGGGAUCAAUAAUUAAGUAAUAAAGGAUAGAAGAUGUUCACUAGGGAUCGUCUUACCGUUGCUUGAGGUGCGAUAUGUGUAUGACUUAGGUAGUCAAUGUAAAAUAUAAAGAGAAAGUGAGGAAGUGAAAGGAAGGAAGAGUGAAUAAAAGAGCAGACUUUAGAAGUAGGCGUAUUGAAGUACAUGUACCUAAGUACCUAUCUAGGUAUCUCAGGUAAGCAGGAUUCAGAGAUAUAAUUGGAUCCUCGGGGUUACUCAGAUUACUGUACAGUACCUCUACUACGUACCUCCUCGU
Hypoxylon fragiforme is the source of this 2399-nucleotide messenger RNA. Its product is annotated as acid protease. The transcript is spliced from 7 exons. The record is from RefSeq and is a predicted model, not a curated record. Bases 277 to 1878 code for a protein of 533 amino acids. Lineage: Eukaryota; Fungi; Ascomycota; Sordariomycetes; Xylariales; Hypoxylaceae.